Megalobrama amblycephala (Wuchang bream) is the source of this 999-nucleotide messenger RNA. RefSeq names its product testis-specific serine kinase 6 (gene tssk6). Bases 148 to 963 code for a protein of 271 amino acids. Gene Ontology annotation, biological process: microtubule cytoskeleton organization; protein phosphorylation; intracellular signal transduction. The transcript has a single exon. Gene Ontology annotation, cellular component: cytoplasm. Lineage: Eukaryota; Metazoa; Chordata; Actinopteri; Cypriniformes; Xenocyprididae. The record is from RefSeq and is a predicted model, not a curated record. Gene Ontology annotation, molecular function: tau-protein kinase activity; ATP binding; protein serine/threonine kinase activity.
UAGAAUGCUAAUUUCUCUCAGAAUACAGUAGAAUGCAAAUGCCUGCUAAAAGAUACUUCGCAGCAAAGGUGAGGAAUAUGAUCCAACUCAAGAAAAGGUGUUUAUGCGGUUGAUGCUGUAAACUCCUGUGAGAUAUAGGCUACCACAAUGUCCAUUAAUAACAUUUUGAAAGGCAUGGGCUACAAGUUCAUCUCCUCACUUGGUGAAGGCAGUUUUUCCCAAGUCAAGCUCGCCACUUCGCAGAAACACCACUGUAACGUGGCCAUCAAAAUCGUGGACCGCGUAAAGGCCCCUGAGGAUUUCGUCCAGAAGUUUCUCCCAAGGGAAAUAGCGGUUUUAAGACGAGUGAACCACGUCCACAUUGUCCAAAUGUAUGAAUUCAUCGAGGUGGCUGGUAGGCGACUCUGUAUUGUGAUGGAAGCUGCUGCCAAAGAUCUCCUUCAGAAGAUACAUGAAGUGAAUUGCAUCCCAGAAGACCAAAGCAAAACCUUGCUCUCUCAGAUGGUCAGUGCCGUCAACUACCUCCACCAGAUGGACAUCGUCCAUCGGGACCUCAAGUGUGAAAAUAUACUGUUGACAGCAGAAGAACAAGUUAAGAUCACAGACUUUGGUUUCGCCCGCUGCAUUCAAGAUUCAUCAGAGCUCAGUCACACCUUCUGCGGUUCUGCAGCCUAUACUCCACCGGAAGUCAUCAUGGGAACGCCUUAUGACCCAAAGAAGUAUGACGUAUGGAGCCUUGGGGUGAUUCUAUACAUCAUGGUGACUGGAAAGAUGCCAUUCGAUGACACCAAUGUGAGACGACUUUACCGCCUUCAGCGGAAGCCUUUGGUUUUCACAGAUGAUGCUGGUUUUGAUGAACCAUGCCGGGUCUUCAUCCGUACUCUGCUCCAGUUCAGUCCUUCCACACGUCCAACCAUUCAACAGGUGGCAGAACAUCCAUGGCUGCAGAUAAGACAAGGCUAAAGAACAAGAGCUAAUAAAACAAUGUGUGCAAAUGCA